Messenger RNA from Suricata suricatta (meerkat), 4504 nucleotides. It is a transcript of the gene LNX2, whose product is annotated as ligand of numb-protein X 2. The record is from RefSeq and is a predicted model, not a curated record. The coding region runs from base 302 to 2374 and encodes 690 amino acids. NCBI's taxonomy places the organism in Eukaryota, Metazoa, Chordata, Mammalia, Carnivora, Herpestidae. Gene Ontology annotation, molecular function: ubiquitin-protein transferase activity; metal ion binding; protein binding. The transcript has 10 exons.
AGGCAGCAGGGGCGGUUGAGAAGUGAAGUCUUGGCCAGAGUUUGCUUCUUGCCAGGAAAUCCGCGGUGGCGGCGGUUCCCCGCGUAGCGGAGGCCGACUGGCUCCCCGCUCUCUCGGCGGGCCGCGGAGCGCGGAGCUGGCGCUGGGCUGCGACGCCAGGAGCCGGCGCGCGCCUCGGGCGGCCGCGCUUUGCCCAAAAUCCUUGGUUUGAGUCAAACCCGUUGCCAUCCAGUGAAGAAAACCACGCCUGACGCUGAAGUCUAACGAGUGAAGGGACGGAAACUGCUCUGGGUGGGUCGGGAUGGGGACGACAAGUGACGAGAUGGCGUCCGUGGAGCAGACCUCCUCCUCCUCCUCCUUCAACCCCCUGUGUUUCGAGUGUGGCCAGCAGCACUGGACAAGGGAGAACCACCUCUACAAUUACCAGAACGAAGUGGACGAUGACCUGGUCUGCCAUAUUUGCCUUCAGCCUCUGCUGCAGCCCCUGGACACCCCCUGUGGACACACAUUCUGCUGCAAGUGCCUCAGAAACUUCUUACAGGAGAAGGACUUCUGUCCCUUGGACCGGAAAAGACUCCACUUCAAGUUGUGUAAGAAGUCUAGUAUCCUAGUCCAUAAGCUGCUGGACAAGCUGUUAGUGUCCUGUCCGUUUGCUUCGGUGUGCCAGGACGUGGUGCAGCGCUGUGACCUGGAGGCACAUCUCAAAAACAGAUGUCCUGGAGCCUCUCAUCGGAGACUUGCCCUGGAGAGGAGGAAAACUAGUAAAGCUCAGACAGAGAUCGAGCCUGAGAAUGGACCCACUAUAAUAGACCCUCCGGGUAGUUUGUCCCCUGAGACGGACUAUCCAGGGUCGGGCACAGCGCCCGCCGAGCGGAGCGUGACACCAGCGUCCCUUCCCGCGUGGACUGAGGAGCCUGGCCUGGACAACCCAGCCUUCGAGGAGAACGCUACUGGUGACACUACCCAACAGCCACUUAGUUUACCAGAAGGCGAAAUUACCACGAUUGAAAUUCACCGGUCUAAUCCUUAUUAUCAGUUAGGAAUUAGCAUUGUGGGCGGCAAUGAGACCCCACUGAUUAACAUUGUUAUCCAGGAAGUCUACCGGGAUGGGAUAAUCGCCCGAGACGGAAGACUCCUUGCUGGAGACCAGAUUCUUCAGGUCAACAACUGUAACAUCAGCAAUGUGUCCCACAACUAUGCCAGGGCCGUGCUCUCCCAGCCCUGCAGCACGCUGCACCUCACAGUGCUGCGCGAGAGGCGCUUUGGGAACCGCACCCACAGCCACGCUGAUGGCAGCAGUCCCCGGGAAGAGGUCUUCCACGUGGUCCUUCACAAACGGGACUCUGGGGAGCAGCUUGGCAUCAAGCUCGUCCGGAGGACGGAUGAGCCAGGCGUUUUUAUCCUUGACCUGUUGGAGGGGGGCCUGGCCGCGCAGGAUGGGCGACUGAGCAGCAACGACCGAGUGCUUGCCAUCAACGGACACGACCUGAAGCACGGGACCCCCGAGCUCGCUGCCCAGAUUAUUCAGGCUAGCGGAGAGAGGGUGGAUUUAACCAUUGCUAGACCAGGGAAAUCCCAGCCUGGGAACCCCGUCCGAGACGCAGGAGCUCAGAGUAGCAGCCAGCAUCAUGCACAACCGCUGUACCACAACAGACCCAGCUCACAUAAGGAUCUUACCCAGUGUGUGACAUGCCAGGAGAAACACAUUACGGUGAAGAAGGAGCCGCACGAGUCCCUCGGGAUGACAGUAGCUGGGGGCAGAGGAAGCAAGAGUGGUGAGCUGCCCAUCUUUGUGACCAGCGUGCCACCUCACGGCUGCCUUGCGCGUGACGGCCGAAUCAAGAGAGGCGACGUGUUGCUGAAUAUCAAUGGCAUCGAUCUGACCAAUCUGAGUCACAGUGAGGCUGUGGCCAUGCUGAAAGCCAGUGCUGCGUCCCCUGCCGUGGUCCUGAAAGCCCUCGAGGUCCAGGUUGUGGAGGAGGCCACGCAAGCCACGGAGGAGCAGCCGAGUGCCCUCAGCGAGAAUGAGUAUGACGCCAGCUGGUCCCCGUCGUGGGUCAUGUGGCUUGGGCUUCCAAGCUCCCUUCACAGCUGCCAUGACAUAGUUUUACGAAGAAGCUACUUGGGAAGCUGGGGCUUUAGUAUUGUUGGCGGAUAUGAAGAGAACCACACCAAUCAGCCUUUCUUCAUUAAAACCAUUGUCUUGGGAACCCCUGCUUAUUAUGAUGGAAGAUUAAAAUGUGGCGAUAUGAUCGUGGCUGUCAACGGCCUGUCGACUGUGGGCAUGAGCCAUUCGGCGCUCGUUCCCAUGUUGAAGGAGCAGAGGAGCAAAGUCACUCUGACGGUGAUCUGCUGGCCCGGCAGCCUGGUGUAGAGUUCGAGUCCGAGGCCUUCCUCGUUUGGGCUCUGGGAAGAAACCCCUUUCCUCGUAUUGUGUUUCUGGCUGGGAGCUCCUGACACCGCCAGGCCCCGAACCACAGAGAUUGUCCUUGUGUUGUUAUUUCAAUGGCUUUCCUCAGGUUGGCCACAUUUCUCUUAGCCUGCAAGCAGUCUCUCACUAACCCUGGUAAUAAGUUCAUAUUUUUAGAAUUCGGACCCUCCGUUGUCAGAUUGUGACCUAAAGGAACAAAUGAAGUCUUCCCGGACUGUGACCGGCCAGCUGGGUUGGAGGACAUGUGACAGUGGCCUGCUCUCAGUAACUGGUGCACAGGAUGAGGUCCACGCACCCCAACACCGGUAUCAGGGAAGCCAGGCGCAGUAGCACCGCUGUCCCUGGUGUCACCAGUGCCACGAACGGAUCCAUUUUAAACUGAGAUGGUACCCCUCCCCCUCUUUCCCCUUCGGUGCCAACAUUUCAGAACUUCAUACCACUGAUUAAGUGAUUUUUCUGACUUAUUUUAUUUUGACUUUAAUCUCUUAGUACUCCUAGAUGAUGAAGACAGAAGUCUGACCCUGCUAAAGAGCUUUUUACAAAAUAAUGUACCAAUAAUCAGAAUACUGGAUAAUAAAAGAUCACAUUUUCUGGGGACAAAGGAAUUCGGGAGGUAAUUACAGUUCAGUGUAAAAGCCGCACUUACUUGAAGACGUCAAGUUUCGUUUCCAAAGGAAUGUUUUGUUAUGCAGGAAAAUUUUGAAGCGUUUUUUUUGCUAAAAUUCAUUUUCUAGCGUUUGUAUCGUACUUCUCAGCAGUCUUUACCGGACGUACUUUCUGUGACUUAUGUAGUUAAAGUAGAUAAAGAUAAAACCGUAUUGCUAUUCAAUCCACAUUCGUAUAUAUCACAAGUCCGUGUAGAAGGUGUACGAGCUUUAUUUCAUUCUGAGAGAGCUUUGAGUGUUUCAGACACCCUUAUUUCCCCCCCAUCAUUUCUUGUGAACUUAACCUAUUUCAGGAAAAAGACUGAAAAGUCCUGGAUUUUUAUCAAAGAUAGUGUGUUUAGGACGUUUAGUAUCUUUCAGUCAGUUCUUGAUCACUAGGCUAUUUCUUAUUUUUCUAAAUGUUUUUGAAAACUACAACCAGCCCAUUUUGUUUGUCCUUCAUUCCACUUGGUUGUCCUUUGAAGAACACCUAAAAAAGCAAAUAAGAUUUAAAAAUAUAUAUCUUUAUAUUAAUAUGAUACAUACUUGAAAAAAGUUUCACUUAGAAACCUAGUUCAGAACCUGAGCUCAUUUACAAGUGACCUCUGUAACAGGUGGUAUUGAUUAUCAGAGAAUGUAUUUCCAAAAUCCUACCGUAGAUUAUGAGCAUGACCACUUUAUUUCCAAACUAGCAAUUGCAUUGCUAGGGCUUAUUGUGGCUAUAGCAUGUCCCUGUUAGAUUUUUAGUGAUUUUUUUAAACAGAUCUCUUUUGGAGAAAUAAGAAGUGGCAACAAUAAUUGCUACUGAUUUAUUCAACCCUUUCGCUACACUGUAUGGUCGACAUAUAACUAAGAUACAGUGGCAUGCCUCGUACAGUAUAUUACUGUUACGUGAUGAUUGGCUUUUGAAGCAAUUUGGUAUUGAAAUGCUUUGAUAUUCUAAUUGAUGUGGAACAAGUUUUUUUUCCUGCUCCCCAAAUAGAAUUUUAUAUCCUACUUUGCUAUUUUUUUAAAUAUUUUGUAAGAAUGCAUCAUUUCUUAGGGAGCGACCAUCCAUCAGCAAAUACCGUAAUGGCUACUUUGUUAUAUACAAAAUACUUACAUUGAACCUGGGGGUACAAUGUAAAGAAGACACUUUUUUCCACAUUAUUUUUUACCAUGGAAAGCUCAGCCUCAGCUGAAGCCAAUUUGUUUUUCUUAUAACGUGAUAGCUUUUGGUCAGAAUGAUAUUUGGUGAUGGAAACUUGUUCAUAAUUUAUUGCUACUGUUGAAAUAUUUGAAUUUCCUCUGUUUAAGCGUAAAUAGUUCAAAUAUUUUGAUUUGUUCUGUGCCUUUGUUUAAAUUAUUUCUGGAUUUUUCAAAUGUGUUGAAAUAAUGGUGUGAUAAUCAUUCAGGAUGGGAAUAAAAGUUAUCCUUUCCGUAAGAGCAA